This is a messenger RNA of Phymastichus coffea, 1260 nucleotides long. RefSeq lists its product as uncharacterized. The transcript is spliced from 3 exons. Gene Ontology annotation, cellular component: neuronal cell body; membrane; dendrite. Bases 6 to 1223 code for a protein of 405 amino acids. The record is from RefSeq and is a predicted model, not a curated record. Gene Ontology annotation, biological process: sensory perception of taste. NCBI's taxonomy places the organism in Eukaryota, Metazoa, Arthropoda, Insecta, Hymenoptera, Eulophidae.
AAUUCAUGGCUGUAAAGCUUUAUCAAAUGACAAAUAGAUUGCGAUAUUUUAGAAUUAAAAUUACUAAUACCUAUGACUUAAUAAAACCUUGCUUAUUUUUAUAUAAAACUUGUGGUAUAUUUCCGUACGUGAAAAAUAAUAACAAUAUUGUAUUAUGUAAUAUAGGAUUUUGUUUCUCUUUAUUCAUUGCUAUAAUUUGCACAAUUUAUUUAUUAAUUGCUAUGUAUCAAUCUAUUAUUUCCAAAGAAAUAGAAUUUGAUACAGUCGAAGGGCUUUUACAAUACAAUUGCUAUUUUGUAUUAGGGACAUUUAUUACAGUAAACACUUGCGUUUCAUACAAAAAAAGAUUUUUUAUUUUACGACAGAUUAUUGAAGUUUCAGUUAUACUAUCUGCAAAAGAAUUACAAUACAUAGCAUGUGUUAUUUACACCAUAAUUAUAAUAGGAUAUAUCUUUCUGUUAGCUCAAUUUCCUCACACAUAUUCAGAGGAUUUAGUGUUGUUCAUAUCUAAAAUGUACACGAUGUACAUAACAAUAGUUGUAUUUUUAAUGGAUAUGCAAUAUAUGAGUUACGUUAUGAUAUUGAAAAUUUGUUUUCAAAAUAUAAAUAAAAAUAUAUUAAAGUUAAAAAUGAUAAAAAAUCAAAAAUCUAUUCAUAAAGCUAAAAGUAUAAAUUUCUCCCGUAGCGAAAUCAACCUACAAUUAGUUAAAUUGCAAAAAUUACAACAAAGACAUCAUAAUGUUAGUGUCAUAGUUCAACAAUUAAAUAAAGUGUUUACAUUCCAUGUCAUAGCUACAGUUCUUAUGACUUUUAUUGAAGUGACAUUUGGUUUAUACUUUUUCAUAUUGCAUAGUCAAGGUAGAAAAGGAAUUGAUUUGGAAAAGCAGAUAUGGUAUAAUUAUUUUAUAACCUCUGUGACUUACUAUUCGUUGAAAAUUGUGAUAAUAGUAUGGGUAUGCCAAAAAGCUAAAAACGAAGCUUCGAAAACUGGUAUCAUAGUGCAUGAAGUUAUUUUAAACGUCGAUAAUGAUGAAUUUGUUACAGAGCUUAAUUUAUUUUCACUGCAACUACUUCAAUGUAAAAAUGAAUUUACAUCAAAAUGUAUUACCGUGGAUGCAAAACUUCUUACAGCAAUUGUCAGUGGGAUAGCUACUUAUUUGCUCAUUCUAAUACAAUUUCUUAAAAGCAAGAAAAAUUUAUCAGCAGGAAAUAACAUCCAAUAAAUACUUUUCGUAUUUGAUACAUAGUGAUCGUGCUUUU